Molecule: messenger RNA, 2284 nt
Organism: Syzygium oleosum
Lineage: Eukaryota; Viridiplantae; Streptophyta; Magnoliopsida; Myrtales; Myrtaceae
Exons: 15
Coding region: 120-2120 (666 amino acids)
Source: RefSeq, a predicted model, not a curated record
UCAAAGCCCCCCCUGGAGGCCGGCCCGUCCCUUUGCACCCCGAACCCCGCCAAAAGCUCGGCAGCUUCGAAGAAGAAAACUCGCGAGCGGAGGACUCAAGAGCGAUUCCUCCUCCGAUCAUGGCGGCGGCGGCGGCGACGUCGUUCCUCUCGCCGACGCAGAGGUACGGGGCGGGAGCCCUGUUCGCCCUCGCGCUCCACCAGGCCCAGAUCCACCAGACGCGUCCCCUCGGCUCCUUCGCCGGCGGCGAGGCCUCCGACGAGCGGAGCAGUAGCGGGAGCAGCAGCGACUCCGUGUCCGAGGACCCCGAGCUUUGGGUCCACGAGAGCUCGGGCUUGCUCCGGCCGGUUUUCAAAUUUCUAGGUAUCGAUCAGGCGGCAUGGCUGGGUCUGGAGGAAACUGCCGGUUCAUCUGCUGCAAAGCAUCAUGUUGGAGCUUUCAUGAGGUUACUCUCUGAAGAUAGCGGUGACAACUCUUCGGAAAGAUCAGAACAGCAAUUUGCUUUGGCUAAAGCUAUAGACUGUAUGGCACUUAGCAUGGAGACAAAUCCUGUGUCUUUCCAGUCUAAGAAGGAGAAGCACCGUGAAUAUGAGCAUGAGUGCCGGCAGAAAUGCUCUACGAGUGAUGGACAAGAAAAUGCUGCAGCAGUGGCUAUAGCCUCAGAAACUUUUCCUGAUACGAGCGAUUACAACAUCCAAAGCUCGUCUCUUGGGCCUGGAUACAAACUUGAUGGGGAGUCUGUGGAGGAAGGUGGAAUGCUCAGUUACCAGAGGAAAGUGACAGUUCUUUAUGAGCUUCUUUCAGCUUGUCUAGCAGAUAUUCGUGAUGAUGACAAAAAGGUUGCUCGACGAAGGAAAGGGUAUGAUGCUAGACAUCGGGUGGCUUUGAGGUUGUUAGCUACUUGGCUGGAUAUCAAGUGGCUAAAAAUGGAAGCAAUUGAAAUAAUGGUUGCUUGCUCUGCAAUGGCUGCAGCCAGGGAAAAAGAAUUAAAAGAGGAAGAAAAAGCCCAAUCGCCAAAGAGCUCAUGGGCCAAAUGGAAGCGUGGUGGCAUCAUUGGUGCUGCUGCAUUGACUGGAGGAGCCUUAAUGGCUAUUACUGGGGGAUUAGCUGCACCAGCAAUUGCCGCAGGUUUAAGUGCUCUAGCUCCAACGUUAGGCACUUUGAUUCCUGUGAUUGGAGCAAGUGGGUUUGCUGCCGCUGCGAGCGCUGCAGGAACAGUAGCUGGUUCUGUUGCAGUUGCUGCAUCCUUUGGAGCUGCCGGAGCUGGUCUUACGGGGAGUAAAAUGGCAAGAAGAAUUGGAGGUGUUGAUGAAUUUGAGUUUAAAUCCAUUGGGGAGAACCAAAACCAAGGGCGAUUAGCAGUUGAGAUCUUGGUCUCUGGAUUUGUGUUUGACGAGAAGGAUUUUGUAAACCCAUGGCAGGGACAAAAUAACAACUUGGAAAGGUAUGCGCUUCAGUGGGAGUCGAAGCAUCUAAUAGCUGUGAGCACUGCAAUUCAGGAUUGGCUUACUUCAAGAGUUGCGAUGGAACUGAUGAAGCAAGGUGCAAUGAUGACUGUUUUAAGCACACUGUUAACUGCUUUGGCUUGGCCAGCUACAUUGCUUGUUGCCACUGACUUUAUUGACAGCAAGUGGACAAUUGCUAUAAACAGAUCUGACAAAGCAGGAAAGAUUCUUGCUGAAGUGUUACGACAAGGCUUGCAAGGGAACAGGCCUGUGACGCUUAUAGGUUAUUCGCUUGGAGCACGGGUCAUUUUCAAAUGUCUCCAGUUUCUUGCGGAAACGGAACAGACUGCUGAACUUGUUGAAAGAGUCGUCCUUCUGGGUGCACCUAUCUCAAUUAGAGAUGAGAAUUGGAAAGCUGCCAGAAAGAUGGUGUCUGGAAGGUUUAUUAAUGCAUACUCCACAAAUGAUUGGAUGCUUGGGCUUGCUUUCCGCGCCAGUAUGUUUACUCAAGGAUUAGCUGGAAUUCAAGCAACUGACCAUCCUGGGAUUGAGAAUGUCGACAUUACAGAUCUCAUUGAAGGGCACAGUUCGUAUCUAUGGGCGACGCAAGAUAUUCUGGACCGGCUUGACUUGGAUACUUAUUACCCCACUUUCAGGUGCCCUCAACGAAUUUGAUGGUAAAAAGCCUAUCUUCUCCUGCCUGUACAAAUAAAUGUCCUGUCUGACCCCCAAAUUUCUCGUCCUGGCUAAAAGCUUAGAUUCGAUUUGUAAAUAAUUUUCAUAUUUGUUGUACUGCAGAAAUGUACCUUUUUAUAUAGUGAAAUCCAUUACAGAGCGAA